Molecule: messenger RNA, 334 nt
Organism: Staurois parvus
Lineage: Eukaryota; Metazoa; Chordata; Amphibia; Anura; Ranidae
Source: the annotation of a GenBank genome assembly
UGGGGACUGAUGGAGGAAGGAUCAUUGAUGGAGGUGAUGGAGAGAGGGGAAGGCUCAUUGAUGGAGGUGGGGAGGGAAGGUUCAUUGAUGGAGGUGGGGGAGGGAAGGUUCAUUGAUGGAGGUGGGGAGGGAAGGCUCAUUGAUGGAGGUGGGGAGGGAAGGCUCAUUGAUGGAGUGGGAGAGGGAAGGAUCAUUGAUGGAGGUGGGAGAGGGAAGGCUCAUUGAUGGAGGUGGGAGAGGGAAGGCUCAUUGAUGGAGGUGGGGGAGGGAAGGCUGGUCCGUGUAGUCUGAUUCAAUAGAAGAGCUACUGGAGCUCCAAUUACAGAAAAUUUGA